Rattus rattus (black rat) is the source of this 2613-nucleotide messenger RNA. Its product is annotated as zinc finger protein 431-like. Lineage: Eukaryota; Metazoa; Chordata; Mammalia; Rodentia; Muridae. Gene Ontology annotation, biological process: negative regulation of transcription by RNA polymerase II. Gene Ontology annotation, molecular function: DNA-binding transcription repressor activity, RNA polymerase II-specific. The record is from RefSeq and is a predicted model, not a curated record.
AUGUUGGCAAGGCCUGGCCAUGGCCAGCAGAAGGAUGCAGUGACCUAUAAUGAUGUGCAUGUGAACUUCACUUGGGAAGAAUGGGCUUUGCUGGAUCCUUCACAGAAGAAUCUCUACAAAGAUGUGAUGCUGGAGACCUACAGGAACCUCACUGCUGUAGGUUGCAAUUGGGAAGAGCAUAAUAUUGAAGAACGUUGCCAAAGUUCUAGAAGACAUGGAAGACAUGAAAGAAGUCCUACUGAAGAGAAAUCCUCUGAGUACACUCAGUGUGGUAAAGCCUUUGCAUGUCACAGUUAUCCUGAAAGGCAUGAAAGAAUUCAUUCUGGAGAGAAACUCUAUGAAGAUAUUCAAUAUGGUGAAGCCGUUGUACAUCACAGUGGUCUCCAAAUACAAAAAAGAACACAUACUAGAGAGAACCCCUACAAAUGCAAUCAAUGUGAUAAAGCUUUUACAAAUUAUGGUCAACUUCAAAGGCAUGAAAGAAUUCAUACUAGAAAGAAACCUUACCAAUGUAAUGAAUGUGGUAAAGCCUUUGCAUAUCUUAGUAUUAUCCAAAUGCAUAAAAGAACACAUACUGGAGAGAAACCUUAUAAAUGUAAUCAAUGUGGUAAAGCGUUUGCAUAUCUUAGUAGUUUCCAAAUGCAUAAAAGAACACAUACUAGAGAGAAACCUUACAAAUGUAAUCAGUGUGGUAAAGCCUUUGCAUAUCUUAGUAGUUUCCGAAUGCAUAAAAGGAUACAUACUGGAGAGAAACCUUGCAAAUGUAAUCAAUGUGGUAAAGCCUUUGCACAUUACAGUACUCUCCAAAAACAUAAAAUAACACACACUGGAGAGAAACCCUAUGAAUGUAAUCAAUGUGGUAAAGCCUUUGCACGACAAAGUAAUCUCCAAGGGCAUAAAAGAACACAUACUGGAGAGAAACCCUAUGAAUGUAAUCAAUGUGGUAAAGCCUUUGCACGACAAAGUCAUCUCCAAGUGCAUAAAAGAACACAUACGGGAGAGAAACCUUACAAAUGUAAUCAAUGUGGUAAAGCCUAUAAAUGUCGUAGUAGUGUCAACAAUCAUAAAAUAGUGACAUAUACUGGACAGAAACCCUAUGAAUGUAACCAAUGUGGUAAAGCCUUUGUGUAUCACUGUAUUCUCCGAAAACAUAAAAGAACACAUACUAGAGAGAAAUCUUACAAAUUUAAUCAAUGUGGUAAAACCUAUAAAUUUAAUGGUCUCAAAAAUCAUAAAAUAAGAGACACUGGAGAGAAACUCUAUGAAUGUAAUGAAUGUGGUAAAGCCUUUCCACAUCUUCAUAGACUUAAAAGACAUGAAAGAAUUCAUACUGGAGAGAAGCCUUACAAAUGUAAUGAAUGUGGGAAAGCCUUUGCAUAUCGCAGUAGUCUCCCAAAACAUAAAAGAACACAUACUGGAGAGAAACCCUAUAAAUGUAAUUAUUGUGGUAAAGCCUAUUCCCAACACAGUAAUCUUAAAACACAUAAAAGAAUACAUACUGGAGAGAAACCCUAUGAAUGUAAUCAGUGUGGUAAAGCCUUUGCACUAAAAAGUCAUCUCCAAGUGCAUAAAAGAACACAUACGGGAGAGAAGCCUUACAAAUGUAAUCAAUGUGGUAAAGCCUUUGCACGACAAAGUUACCUCCAAGGGCAUAGAAGAACGCAUACUGGAGAGAAACCCUACAAAUGUAAUCAGUGUGGUAAAGUUUUUGCAUAUCCUGGUUAUCUACAAGUACAUAAAAGAACACAUACUGGAGAGAAGCCUUACAAAUGUAAUCAAUGUGGUAAAGCCUUUCCAUGCAUUCGUGAAUGUAAAAGACAUGAAAGAAUUCAUACCGGAGAGAAGCCUUACAAAUGUAAUGAAUGUGGUAAAGCCUUUGGGUAUCACACUAGUCUCCAAAUACAUAAAGCAACACAUUCUGGAAAGAAACCUUAUGAAUGUAAGCAGUGUAAUAAAGCCUUUGCACAUCAUAGUCAACUUCAAAGACAUGAAAGAAUUCACACUGGAGAGAAGCCUUACAAGUGUAAUCAGUGUGGUAAAGCCUUUGCACAACACAAUUCUCUUCAAAUCCAUAAAAUAAUACACACUGGAGAGAAACCCUAUGAAUGCGAUCAAUGUGGUAAAGCCUUUGCGUAUCAUGGUUAUCUUCAAAUCCAUAAAAGAUUACACACUGGAGAGAAACCCUAUGAAUGUAAUCAAUGUGGUAAAGCCUUUGCAAGUCAGAGUGAUCUUAAAAAGCAUGAAAGAAUUCACACUGGAAAGAAACCUUACAAAUGUUAAUGAAUUGAAUGUAAGCAAUGUAGCAAAUCAUUUGCCUUUUGUGGUCAACUUCAAACUCAUGAAAGAAUUUAUACCAAAGAGAAACCUUACAAAUGUAGUGAAUGUGGUAAAGCCUAUCCACAAUCAGGUCAUCUCCAAGUACAUAAAAGAACACAUAUUAGUAAUCGUGAAUGUAACCAAUGUGGUAAAGCUCUAACAGGUUUGUCUCUGAGGCUAGGAUGUGAACCCCCGGCUGCAGUGGUGGUGGCCUGGAACAUGCAAGGAUUUUUUUCUUCACCAAAUGUUUGUGUUAUCUUUGGCUGUGGAGAGAUGUUUAAAUUCAUGUUGGCAUAA